Molecule: messenger RNA, 1610 nt
Organism: Didymella exigua CBS 183.55
Lineage: Eukaryota; Fungi; Ascomycota; Dothideomycetes; Pleosporales; Didymellaceae
Product: carbohydrate-binding module family 35 protein
Exons: 4
Coding region: 217-1557 (446 amino acids)
Biological process (GO): carbohydrate metabolic process
Molecular function (GO): hydrolase activity, hydrolyzing O-glycosyl compounds
Source: RefSeq, a predicted model, not a curated record
UGCCGAACUAAUAAACUGUCCAUGGCGCUCACCAUACCAUCGUCCUCGUGACACGACAAGCUUCGUUUCCGUUACGAGAGGUGUAGACUAAGUAGAAGAGCCCGGAAUGCAAUUGCCCGCCGGUUAGAUCAGCUUCAGACUUAAGUUUGGAAGACGCCCAGCAGCCCUCUUUCUGCCUGAACAUAUCGAGCUAGGAAAUCGGCAGAACCUCGCAACAUGCGCUCAACUAUCAUCUCUGCACUCGCCCUACUCUCAUCGGUGGCGACUGCUUCUUUGCAGAUUGUGCCGGGAGCAACCUGGACCGCGACGAACACAGGCCAGCACAUCCAAGCACACGGCGGUGGUGUACUGAAAGUUGGCGACAAGUGGUACUGGGUUGGCGAAGACAAGACCAACGGUACUUCGUUCAUCAACGUCAACUGCUACUCCUCGACCAACCUCGUAGAAUGGAACUACGAGGGUGCGUUGCUUUCGCAGACCGCGUCGGGUGACACAGGGCCGAAUCGUGUCAUCGAACGCCCGAAGAUCAUCUACAACAAGUCGACUCAGAAGUAUGUCAUGUGGAUGCACAUUGACAGCAGUGACUACAAGGAAGCUAAAAUCGGUGUCGCGACUGGCGACUCUGUAUGUGGCAAGUACACAUAUCUGCGCAGCGAGCAGCCUCUUGGGCAUCAGAGUCGCGACUCGGGUGUCUUCGUCGAUACUGAUGAUAAGGCAUACCUCUUGACUGAAGAUCGCGAAAACGGCCUUCGUAUUGACGCGCUGUCGAAUGACUACCUCGCCGUGACCUCCAACGUCUACACGUUCGCCGAGAAGUACGAGGCUCCCGCCGUAAUCAAAAAGAAUGGUGUCUACUUCAUGUUCGCUUCGCAGCUUACGGGCUGGAACCCCAACGACAACUACUACGCAACUGCGACCUCGCUCUCAGGGCCAUGGUCUGGCUGGAAUAAGUUCGCUGAUAGUGGAUCGAACACCUACGCCAGCCAGACCACCUUCGUCCUACCUGUCGGCGAUAACUUCGUCUAUAUGGGCGAUCGCUGGGUGAGCGACAACCUCAUGCGCAGCACCUAUGUCUGGCUUCCGCUCACUAUCUCUGGCACUACCGCGACACUGAAGAAUAGCGUCAAUUGGAUCUUGAACCCCAGCACUGGCGUAUCGAGCGCGGGACCAUCGGAGAACCAGUAUGAAGGCGAGGCUGCGACACUGAGCAACAAUGCGCGCACCAUCGACUGCACAAGUUGCUCGGGCGGGAAGGCGGCUGGCUACAUCGGUGGUUCCGACAAGGGUACAGUGGUUUUCAGCAACAUACAAAGUGAUACAGCGACUAGGACGAGCAUCAGGGUGAAACACUUGAAUGGUGACCGGAGCCAGCGAAUCGCAGAUGUCAUGGUGGGCGGCAAGACGCAAAGGAUUUCUUUCCUGCCUCAUGGAGAUGGAGACCCCGGAAGCAGUGUGUUGAAUGUGAACCUGAAACAGGGGACCAACGAGAUCAUAUUCGUCGGUGUAAAUGGCGAAUAUGCAGCGGAUAUCGACCGAUUGAUGGUGCCGAAGUCGUAACUAUUGUACAUAGUCGUAACUAUUGUACAUAAUCGUGAAGGUUUUCAGCUAGC